This is a messenger RNA of Theileria annulata, 183 nucleotides long. RefSeq lists its product as uncharacterized. The record is from RefSeq and is a predicted model, not a curated record. The transcript is spliced from 2 exons. Lineage: Eukaryota; Apicomplexa; Aconoidasida; Piroplasmida; Theileriidae. Bases 1 to 183 code for a protein of 60 amino acids.
AUGAGGAUAUAUAUAAUAUUAGAAGAUAGUGAUAUAUAUAAUAAAGAAUCAAGAUUAGAUAUUUUACAUCAAUCUUUAUUAAUAUUACAAGAUUCUAUUAUUAAUAAGGUAAUCAAUAAUUAUCCAUUUAUCCAUUUAAUUAUCCAUUUAAUUAUCCAUUUAUCCAAAAUUAUGAAAAAUUAA